CGGGCCUCUGUGGGCGGGGCCCGGGCACCAGGGGGCUGCAUGCUCGGGGCUCCAGAGUGGAGCCGGGACGCCCGCCCUGAACCCUGGCCCCUCCGCCCAUCCCUGUCUUGGCUCUCUUUGUCCCCUCCGCCCCACCUAUCUUCUCUCUGAGGGGGUCCCGUUCUCUCUGCGUCUCUUUGUCUCUGUCUCCCUCUGUCUCCGUGUCCCUCUCUCUCUGGGUCUCUGUCCCCCUCUCUCUCUGGGUCUCUGUCCCCCUCUCUCUCUGGGUCUCUGUCCCCCUCUCUCUCUGGGUCUCUGUCCCCCUCUCUCUCUGGGUCUCUGUCCCCCUCUCUCUCUGGGUCUCUGUCCCCCUCUCUCUCUGGGUCUCUGUCCCCCUCUCUCUCUGGGUCUCUGUCCCCCUCUCUCUCUGGGUCUCUGUCCCCGUCUCUCCGGGUCUCUGUUUCCCCUUUUCUGUGGGUCACUGUCCUCAUCUCUUUGGGUCUGUGUUUCCGCUUUUCUCUGUGUCUCUGUCCCCGUCUCUCUGGGUCUCUGUCUCUGUCUCUCUGGGUCUCUGUCUCUGUCUCUCUGGGCCUCUGUUUCCCCUUUUCUCUGUGUCUCUGUCCCCGUCUCUCUGGGUCUCUGUCUUCCUCUCUCUGGGUCUGUUUCCCCCUCUCUCUGGGUCUCUGUCCCCAUCUCUCUGGGUCUCUGUCUGUUUCUCCGGGUCUCCGUCCCUGUCUCUCCGGGUCUCUGUUUCCCCUUUUCUCUGGGUCUCUGUCCUUGUCUCUCUGGGUCUCUGUCCCUGUUUCUCCGGGUCUCUGUCCCCGUCUCUCCGGGUCUCUGUUUCCCCUUUACUCUGGGUUUCUGUCCCCAUCUCUCUGGGUCUCUGUCCCUCUCUCUCUGGGUCUCUGUCCCUCUCUCUCUGGGUCUCUGUCCCUCUCUCUCUGGGUCUCUGUCGCCAUCUCUCUGGGUCUCUGUCCCAUGUCUCUGGGUCUCUGUCCCUCUCUCUCUGGGUCUCUGUCCCUCUCUCUCUGGGUCUCUGUCCCUCUCUCUCUGGGUCUCUGUCCCUCUCUCUCUGGGUCUCUGUCCCCGUCUCUCCGGGUCUCUGUUUCCCCUUUACUCUGGGUUUCUGUCCCCAUCUCUCUGGGUCUCUGUCCCUCUCUCUCUGGGUCUCUGUCCCCGUCUCUCCGGGUCUCUGUUUCCCCUUUACUCUGGGUUUCUGUCCCCAUCUCUCUGGGUCUCUGUCCCUCUCUCUCUGGGUCUCUGUCGCCAUCUCUCUGGGUCUCUGUCCCUCUCUCUCUGGGUCUCUGUCCCUCUCUCUCUGGGUCUUUGUCCCCGUCUCUCUGGGUCUCUGUCCCCGUCUCUCUGGGUCUCUGUCCCUCUCUCUCUGGGUCUCUGUCCCAUCUCUCUGGGUCUCUGUCCCAUGUCUCUGGGUCUCUGUCCCUCUCUCUCUGGGUCUCUGUCCCAUGUCUCUGGGUCUCUGUCCCUCUCUCUCUGGGUCUCUGUCCCCAUCUCUCUGGGUCUCUGUCCCUCUCUCUCUGGGUCUCUGUCCCUCUCUCUCUGGGUCUCUGUCCCCAUCUCUCUGGGUCUCUGUCCCUCUCUCUCUGGGUCUCUGUCCCCGUCUCUCUGGGUCUCUGUCCCCGUCUCUCUGGGUCUCUGUCCCCGUCUCUCUGGGUCUCUGUCCCCCUCCCUGUGUGCCCCGCUCCCAUGUGUCCACAGUUCCUCCGGCUCUCUGACCGAACGGAUCCAGCUGCAGUUUAUAGUCUGGUCACACGCACAUGGGGCUUCCGUGCCCCGAACCUGGUGGUGUCAGUGCUGGGGGGAUCGGGGGGCCCCGUCCUCCAGACCUGGCUGCAGGACCUGCUGCGUCGUGGGCUGGUGCGGGCUGCCCAGAGCACAGGAGCCUGGAUUGUCACUGGGGGUCUGCACACGGGCAUCGGCCGGCAUGUUGGUGUGGCUGUACGGGACCAUCAGAUGGCCAGCACUGGGGGCACCAAGGUGGUGGCCAUGGGUGUGGCCCCCUGGGGUGUGGUCCGGAAUAGAGACACCCUCAUCAACCCCAAGGGCUCGUUCCCUGCGAGGUACCGGUGGCGCGGUGACCCGGAGGACGGGGUCCAGUUUCCCCUGGACUACAACUACUCGGCCUUCUUCCUGGUGGACGACGGCACACACGGCUGCCUGGGGGGCGAGAACCGCUUCCGCUUGCGCCUGGAGUCCUACAUCUCACAGCAGAAGACGGGCGUGGGAGGGACUGGAAUUGACAUCCCUGUCCUGCUCCUCCUGAUUGAUGGUGAUGAGAAGAUGUUGACGCGAAUAGAGAACGCCACCCAGGCUCAGCUCCCAUGUCUCCUCGUGGCUGGCUCAGGGGGAGCUGCGGACUGCCUGGCGGAGACCCUGGAAGACACUCUGGCCCCAGGGAGUGGGGGAGCCAGGCAAGGCGAAGCCCGAGAUCGAAUCAGGCGUUUCUUUCCCAAAGGGGACCUUGAGGUCCUGCAGGCCCAGGUGGAGAGGAUUAUGACCCGGAAGGAGCUCCUGACAGUCUAUUCUUCUGAGGAUGGGUCUGAGGAAUUCGAGACCAUAGUUUUGAAGGCCCUUGUGAAGGCCUGUGGGAGCUCGGAGGCCUCAGCCUACCUGGAUGAGCUGCGUUUGGCUGUGGCUUGGAACCGCGUGGACAUUGCCCAGAGUGAACUCUUUCGGGGGGACAUCCAAUGGCGGUCCUUCCAUCUCGAAGCUUCCCUCAUGGACGCCCUGCUGAAUGACCGGCCUGAGUUCGUGCGCUUGCUCAUUUCCCACGGCCUCAGCCUGGGCCACUUCCUGACCCCGAUGCGCCUGGCCCAACUCUACAGCGCGGCGCCCUCCAACUCGCUCAUCCGCAACCUUUUGGACCAGGCGUCCCACAGCGCAGGCACCAAAGCCCCAGCCCUAAAAGGGGGAGCUGCGGAGCUCCGGCCCCCUGACGUGGGGCAUGUGCUGAGGAUGCUGCUGGGGAAGAUGUGCGCGCCGAGGUACCCCUCCGGGGGCGCCUGGGACCCUCACCCAGGCCAGGGCUUCGGGGAGAGCAUGUAUCUGCUCUCGGACAAGGCCACCUCGCCGCUCUCGCUGGAUGCUGGCCUCGGGCAGGCCCCCUGGAGCGACCUGCUUCUUUGGGCACUGUUGCUGAACAGGGCACAGAUGGCCAUGUACUUCUGGGAGAUGGGUUCCAAUGCAGUUUCCUCAGCUCUUGGGGCCUGUUUGCUGCUCCGGGUGAUGGCACGCCUGGAGCCUGACGCUGAGGAGGCAGCACGGAGGAAAGACCUGGCGUUCAAGUUUGAGGGGAUGGGCGUUGACCUCUUUGGCGAGUGCUAUCGCAGCAGUGAGGUGAGGGCUGCCCGCCUCCUCCUCCGUCGCUGCCCGCUCUGGGGGGAUGCCACUUGCCUCCAGCUGGCCAUGCAAGCUGACGCCCGUGCCUUCUUUGCCCAGGAUGGGGUACAGUCUCUGCUGACACAGAAGUGGUGGGGAGAUAUGGCCAGCACUACACCCAUCUGGGCCCUGGUUCUCGCCUUCUUUUGCCCUCCACUCAUCUACACCCGCCUCAUCACCUUCAGGAAAUCAGAAGAGGAGCCCACACGGGAGGAGCUAGAGUUUGACAUGGAUAGUGUCAUUAAUGGGGAAGGGCCUGUCGGGACGGCGGACCCAGCCGAGAAGACGCCGCUGGGGGUCCCGCGCCAGUCGGGCCGUCCGGGUUGCUGCGGGGGCCGCUGCGGGGGGCGCCGGUGCCUACGCCGCUGGUUCCACUUCUGGGGCGCGCCGGUGACCAUCUUCAUGGGCAACGUGGUCAGCUACCUGCUGUUCCUGCUGCUUUUCUCGCGGGUGCUGCUCGUGGAUUUCCAGCCGGCGCCGCCCGGCUCCCUGGAGCUGCUGCUCUAUUUCUGGGCUUUCACGCUGCUGUGCGAGGAACUGCGCCAGGGCCUGAGCGGAGGCGGGGGCAGCCUCGCCAGCGGGGGCCCCGGGCCUGGCCAUGCCUCACUGAGCCAGCGCCUGCGCCUCUACCUCGCCGACAGCUGGAACCAGUGCGACCUAGUGGCUCUCACCUGCUUCCUCCUGGGCGUGGGCUGCCGGCUGACCCCGGGUUUGUACCACCUGGGCCGCACUGUCCUCUGCAUCGACUUCAUGGUUUUCACGGUGCGGCUGCUUCACAUCUUCACGGUCAACAAACAGCUGGGGCCCAAGAUCGUCAUCGUGAGCAAGAUGAUGAAGGACGUGUUCUUCUUCCUCUUCUUCCUCGGCGUGUGGCUGGUAGCCUAUGGCGUGGCCACGGAGGGGCUCCUGAGGCCACGGGACAGUGACUUCCCAAGUAUCCUGCGCCGCGUCUUCUACCGUCCCUACCUGCAGAUCUUCGGGCAGAUUCCCCAGGAGGACAUGGACGUGGCCCUCAUGGAGCACAGCAACUGCUCGUCGGAGCCCGGCUUCUGGGCACACCCUCCUGGGGCCCAGGCGGGCACCUGCGUCUCCCAGUAUGCCAACUGGCUGGUGGUGCUGCUCCUCGUCAUCUUCCUGCUCGUGGCCAACAUCCUGCUGGUCAACUUGCUCAUUGCCAUGUUCAGUUACACAUUCGGCAAAGUACAGGGCAACAGCGAUCUCUACUGGAAGGCGCAGCGUUACCGCCUCAUCCGGGAAUUCCACUCUCGGCCCGCGCUGGCCCCGCCCUUUAUCGUCAUCUCCCACUUGCGCCUCCUGCUCAGGCAAUUGUGCAGGCGACCCCGGAGCCCCCAGCCGUCCUCCCCGGCCCUCGAGCAUUUCCGGGUUUACCUUUCUAAGGAAGCCGAGCGGAAGCUGCUAACGUGGGAAUCGGUGCAUAAGGAGAACUUUCUGCUGGCACGCGCUAGGGACAAGCGGGAGAGCGACUCCGAGCGUCUGAAGCGCACGUCCCAGAAGGUGGACUUGGCACUGAAACAGCUGGGACACAUCCGCGAGUACGAACAGCGCCUGAAAGUGCUGGAGCGGGAGGUCCAGCAGUGUAGCCGCGUCCUGGGGUGGGUGGCCGAGGCCCUGAGCCGCUCUGCCUUGCUGCCCCCAGGUGGGCCGCCACCCCCUGACCUGCCUGGGUCCAAAGACUGAGCCCUGCUGGCGGACUUCAAGGAGAAGCCCCCACAGGGGAUUUUGCUCCUAGAGUAAGGCUCAUCUGGGCCUCGGCCCCCGCACCUGGUGGCCUUGUCCUUGAGGUGAGCCCCAUGUCCAUCUGGGCCACUGUCAGGACCACCUUUGGGAGUGUCAUCCUUACAAACCACAGCAUGCCCGGCUCCUCCCAGAACCAGUCCCAGCCUGGGAGGAUCAAGGCCUGGAUCCCGGGCCGUUAUCCAUCUGGAGGCUGCAGGGUCCUUGGGGUAACAGGGACCACAGACCCCUCACCACUCACAGAUUCCUCACACUGGGGAAAUAAAGCCAUUUCAGAGGAA
This is a messenger RNA of Homo sapiens (human), 5411 nucleotides long. It is a transcript of the gene TRPM4, whose product is annotated as transient receptor potential cation channel subfamily M member 4. The record is from RefSeq and is a predicted model, not a curated record. The transcript has 22 exons. Gene Ontology annotation, cellular component: plasma membrane; endoplasmic reticulum; Golgi apparatus. The coding region runs from base 958 to 5073 and encodes 1371 amino acids. Gene Ontology annotation, molecular function: calcium channel activity; monoatomic ion channel activity; ATP binding. NCBI's taxonomy places the organism in Eukaryota, Metazoa, Chordata, Mammalia, Primates, Hominidae. Gene Ontology annotation, biological process: monoatomic ion transport; protein homotetramerization; cellular response to ATP.